AUGCUUAAAAAAUUUACGAGUGCAUUUUCAAAAAAAAAGAAAUCUCAUACUUAAUCCUUUUAAUCUGAAUAAGUAGUACCUCCUCCUAUUCAAAAAGCUUAAACUUAAGAGUUUAAGGUUAUAAAUGAAAAGAUUGACAACAAUAUUGAAGAAACAUCUGAUCAAAAAUUAAGAAGUUAAUCUUUUGAAGAAUCAUAAAAAUAUUAAGAAGAAUUAAUGGAUUAUGUAGUUUAAGAAGAUGAUUCAUUUUUUGGAAUAGCUUUAAAGUUUAGUGUUAAUGAUGGCUAUUUGAUGAGAAUUAAUAAUCUAUCUAGCGAUAUGAUUUUUAAAGGAUAGAUACUAAAAGUACCAAUAACAAAUUAACCUCGUUUCUCAAUUAUUAAGAUUCCUGAAUAAAAUAAAUAAAAUGAGAAUAUUUGGGAAAAAAACGAACUUAGCUCGAAAUGUAAUAAUUUUUAUUAUAUCCAUUAAUUAGUUGAAGUUAUUUAUUGCAAUAAUAAAUAAAAUUGUAUUGGAAUAUUGACCUUAACUAGUGACAUAGUGCUAUUUGAUCCAAAUUCAUAUGAACAAAUAUAAGAUAAGUAAAAUAAAGUUAGAAUGAAUGCAUGCAUUUCAAUGAUAGAUAUUAAUGAAGCAGUAACAUAUUGCUUAUAAAAUUAAAAUGGAUGUUUAGAUUAUAUUGUUUAAAUAUUAUUAUCAGGAAUUGGCAAACCUAAUUUUGAAAAAAAGUAUUCAAAAUAGUUAAAAAAAUAUAAGUUAUAAAAAAAGAGUAUUGCCACUGUAUUUUUUAGAGUAUUAUAAUUUGUUUAAUUUAUAGCAUGCAGAAAGAAAUACUGAUGGAAAAUUGUACUCAGAAGAAAUUAAAAAAUCUAAUUGUGCAUUUAUUGUUAAAUUUAUUAAUGAUGCUUGUACAGGGUAUACUGAACAAUCCAAAUUAACAAAAUUACCAUAUAUAGAUUUAAUAGAAGAUUUUAAAUAGAAAAAAUAGUUAGAAAUUGAUGAAAUUUAAGAUGUAAUUGGAGAAAGAAUGGGAAGUAAAUAAAAUUAAAAUUCUAAUAGAACUUUGGGCCUGUUUAGAAUAUGUACCUGUUUUAAAAGAACCUUCUAAUUGUUUUACUAAUACUACUUACAAAUAAAUUAUUGAAUAAAUUCCAGCCGUAUUUCGUUUAGCAGAUUGGAUUAAAUAUUAUAAUCUUGAUUAAGAUGGAUCUAGUUAUUUAAAUAUGUUAUAAGAAAUCAAAAAUAAAUCUCCAAUUAUUAUAAUUAUUAAAGAUUUUGAUAAUUUAAUAUUUGGAACAUAUAUUUCAACUGAGGUUCAUCAAUUUAGUUUUGGAUUCAAAGGAAACGGGGAAACUUUUUUAUUUAAUUAGGAUUAAGAAGUAUAAUAAUUUUUAUUGUAAUUUUAGAAAAAUGAAAUUAGACCUUAUUUUUGGACAGAAAAAAAUAGAGAUUUUGUAUAUUGUGAUGAAACAGGUAUAGGAAUUGGUUGUGGAGAUAAAUUUGGUUUGUUUAUUGACUCAAGUUUAUCUUUUGGAUAUUCAAAUCCUUGUGAAACUUUUGAAAACAUUAGAUUUACUAAUUAAGAAAAGUUCAAAAUUAUGCAUCUAGAGGUUUGGGCUAUUUUAAAUUAAUGA
Molecule: messenger RNA, 1634 nt
Organism: Paramecium sonneborni
Lineage: Eukaryota; Ciliophora; Oligohymenophorea; Peniculida; Parameciidae
Source: the annotation of a GenBank genome assembly